Messenger RNA from Myxocyprinus asiaticus (Chinese sucker), 1459 nucleotides. It is a transcript of the gene gch2, whose product is annotated as GTP cyclohydrolase 2. Lineage: Eukaryota; Metazoa; Chordata; Actinopteri; Cypriniformes; Catostomidae. Gene Ontology annotation, molecular function: GTP binding; zinc ion binding; GTP cyclohydrolase I activity. The transcript is spliced from 6 exons. Bases 135 to 854 code for a protein of 239 amino acids. Gene Ontology annotation, biological process: tetrahydrofolate biosynthetic process; tetrahydrobiopterin biosynthetic process. The record is from RefSeq and is a predicted model, not a curated record. Gene Ontology annotation, cellular component: cytoplasm.
UCAGGCAAGAGUAGCACAAACUGAGAACACUUGUGGUUGUAUUUAAACCUAUAGUUAACAUUAGAUUUUUUUGGUCUGUAAAAGACUAUAAAACGACUUUAUUCUCUUUUAAAUCAGCAAUUAAAUCAUAUUCAAUGGAAUACCAAAAUGCGGCAGAUUUGAACGGUUGUUGCAAUGGCAAAAUUGUCACAGAGUAUCUCUGCCGAAACGGCUUUAGCGAGAUGUCAGUCGAGGCGAAGAAAGUCGCUGUCCAGCACAAAAAUGAGACAUCCCGGAAAGAGGCGGAGGAUGAGUCGCGGUUACCUGCGCUGGAGGCGGCGUACACAACCAUACUGCGAGGAGUCGGAGAAAACACUGACCGACAGGGGCUCCUGAAAACCCCACUCCGUGCAGCCAAGGCCAUUCAGUUCCUGACCAAAGGGUACCAUGAAACAAUAUGCGAUAUCCUUAAUGAUGCCAUCUUUGACGAGGACCAUGAGGAGCUGGUUAUUGUGAAAGAUAUUGACAUGUUUUCUCUUUGUGAACAUCAUCUAGUACCAUUUUUUGGCAAGGUUCACAUAGGAUAUCUGCCAAGUAAAAAGGUGGUUGGCCUCAGUAAGCUUGCAAGAAUUGUUGAAAUCUACAGUCGAAGACUUCAAGUGCAAGAGCGUCUAACGAAGCAAAUAGCAAUGGCGAUCUCUGAGGCUUUGCAGCCUGUUGGUGUAGCAGUUGUCAUUGAGGCAGCUCACAUGUGCAUGGUCAUGCGUGGAGUACAGAAGAUGAACAGCCGUACUGUGACUAGUGCCAUGCUGGGUGUGUUCAGAGAGGACCCAAAGGCUCGGGAGGAGUUCCUGGCCCUGACCAAAAGUGCAUAGUAAUCCACACUUACCUGCUCCAACUCGGUGUGUUUACAGUGAAACAGGUCAAUGAUUAUUCUCUACAUACUGAAACCCUCCAUGGUGCUAAGAGAAUCUCACUGAGCCAGAGUUGUAGAUCUUUUCCACCAGCUACUGAGACACAGAAUGUGUGUACUGUAAUGCCUACAGCUGAAACUCAGGGGUCUUCUCUGUUUGCAUAUAUUGAAAUCCUAAUAUAUAAAAUGUGAAUAUUGAAGAAUCAGUGUUACUACACACUACUACUUUUGAGGAAAAGUUCCUGUAGGUACCAGUUUGAUAACACAUCACUGAAUUCUCAGGCAAAAUAAUUCUCAAAGCUGCCUUAAAACUGACAUAUUUAAUAUUUUUCUUUUUAGUAAGUUAACAAUUAUUUCAGUUAUCUUUGUCUCUGCUACUAACAAUUAUAAGUCUAUGUUUAAGCUUUUUAAUAUAUUCAAAUUAACAUUGCCUCAGAUACUCCUAACUUUAUUACUUUUUACAACAUGAAAACAUUAGAAAACUAAUUUGUAUAUAACUUAUAAAAUAUCAAGUAAUACAAAUGUUUCAGUCACUUUUUUCAUAUUCCCUGAUUAGCUAAUUUUCAA